This is a messenger RNA of Linum trigynum, 1511 nucleotides long. NCBI's taxonomy places the organism in Eukaryota, Viridiplantae, Streptophyta, Magnoliopsida, Malpighiales, Linaceae. The record is from the annotation of a GenBank genome assembly.
UUCAUGCACACUCAAAACGAUCUAUUUCCUCUCCUUAAGCUUUCUUUCAACAUUAUUCAACCAAUGGAGAAAAGUAUGUCGACCUUUUACUCCCAUGCAACCACCACCACUAUUCUCAUCAUACUCCUCAUCCUAGCCACAACCUCUUCAUCAUCAUCAAACCCAACCUCCUCCCCACUCCACUUCUCCAAGUCAUUUAGAUCCUCGCCAUCCCAGUCAUCGCCAUCGGUCGCGAACCCUGAGAAACUGUUCGACGACACGAUCCAGUCCAUCCUGACUCAGCUGGCUCAGUCCACCAGAACCAUGGCCUCCCAGCUGGUCACCGCCUCCACGUCGUCCCUGCAGAACUCCACUGAGGACGACCCUGAAAUCACCUCGACCACCACGGGACCCGUGGGGGACUGCAUGGACCUGCUGGACGACACGUUGGACCAGCUGUCCAACGUGGCCCACCGUCGUCACAACCCGCGGGCCCACACCCACGACGACGUCCAGACGUGGCUCAGCGCCGCCCUCACCAACCAAGAGACGUGCAAAGAGAGCCUCCAAACCCCGCCGUUGAAAAAUCCCCACCGCCACCACGAACCGAUGAAAGCCAUGCUCCUCCAGUCGUUGGCUCGAAACAUGACCGCCACCGUGGAAGCUUCGCUAGCAUUAUACGUGAACCACAUCCGUACUAACAACAGUCCACGUCACGUCAUGAGCCCUAAAUACCGUAAAUACCCUUCUAAUAACAUCCCCGGCGGCAGGAAGCUGUUGUCGGCGGCCUCGUCGUCCUUCCCCGGGUGGCUGCCCGCCGCCAAGAGGAAGCUUCUCGAAGCUUCCGUGGGCGAGCUGGAGGUCCAUGCCGUGGUGGUGAAGGACGGAAGUGGGACCCACACAACCAUAGCGGCGGCGCUUAGGGCGGUGACGAUGAGUGGUGGCGCCACCAUGGCGUCCGGCGGCGGGGGUAGUUCGGUGAUUUACAUCAAGGCCGGUACUUAUAAGGAGACGUUGAACAUUCCGACGAAGCAGAAGAACGUGGUGUUGAUGGGGGACGGGAAGGGCAAGACCGUCAUUGUGGGGAGCAAGAACGCCGACGAUGGGUCGACCACUUACCAAACCGCCACCGUUGGUAAGACUCUUAAAGAGACACGAUAUAUAAUUUGAAUUUUGAUAUUCACGUUUAUUUUUUCUUCUUUAUUGUCAACGUUUAAUUAAUUUGAUUCAUCAUUAUCUACAAACUAUGCGAUGCAGAAUUGAGAUUAGAUUGAUAUUAAGUUGAUUGAAAUCGGAACGUAUUUUUCUUAAUUAAAUAAAUAACAUCAAUAAUUCAUCCACAAUGAAGAGUCUGGCUAGCUAAUUAUAUGAUGUAUAUGCAUGGGUCCAUCUAUAUAUGUGUGAUUUCGUUGAUAGAAAUAGUUGUUAAUUUCAAAUUACGUAGAACAUAACAAAUCAUUGUAAUUCGUAAGUACUAGAUUCUCAUGUGGAUGUAAAUUCUCUUAAAUAAAAAAGAAACUACGUGCAUGUAC